AUGAAAGAAGAUACAAAAGCUGCGUCUAUCACGCAAACUGACGAGAAAGAUGUUCAAGUUGGGAUCAUCACCGAUCUUGACGAGGGCGAGGUCUUUCUCCACCAGCAUGGCUACAACAACGAAGCUAUCCAGGUCCUUUUGGAUGACGAAUCACGCAAUAAGGCUCUCGUUCGCAGAGUGGAUCUUGUGCUUCUACCUUUACUUGCCGGUACCUAUACGCUGCAAUACAUAGACAAGUCGGCAUUAGGCUACUCUGCCGUUUUCGAUCUGCUAUCAUCGACCCACAUGACAAGUAACGAGUACAGCUGGUUAGCAAGCAUUUUCUACUUUGCCUACCUAUUUGCAGAAUACCCCUGGAAUAUUCUCGCACAGAAGACCAGACUAGGCAAAGUCGUCUCGGGCAACGUCAUCGCGUGGGGUGCAAUGCUCAUGAUCACCGCUGCUUGUACUUCAUUCACCGGUAUGGGCAUUUGCCGUUUCCUCCUUGGCAUCUUUGAAGCACCAAUCACGCCCUGCUUCAUGAUGAUCGUGGGUAUGUGGUAUACGCGCUCCCAGCAGCCCUUCCGAGCUGGUGUCUUCUACAGCUGCAAUGGACUCGGGGCCGUGAUUGGCGGCGUCCUGACAUUUGGAAUCGGACAAAUCAAGACGAUUGCAGUCUGGCGAGCUAUCUAUCUUAUUCUCGGCGGAAUCACGGUUUGCUGGGGCAUUUUGAUGUAUGUCUUUCUUCCUGACGACGUCGUCUCAGCCAAACGCUUCAAUAUUGAAGACAAGGCUCUUUUGAUUGGCCGCAGUCGACUUGGCCGAACGGGAGUGAUCAACCACAAGAUCAAAUGGUAUCAAAUCAGAGAAGCACUAGUCGAUCCUCAAGUGUGGAUUCUGUUCCUGUUUACUCUACUCAAUGAGAUCAUAAACGGUGGUAUUGCCAACUUCAGCAAGCUCAUCAUCAAAGGUCUGACGGAUGAUGCUCUCACCACAGUUGCACUGGCAAUUCCAAUGGGCGGUUUCCAGAUCUUUUAUAUCUUGAGCGGAACUUUUCUCGCCUCGCGCUUUCGUAACUUUCGCACAAUCGUCAUGUUUCUUUACAUAAUGCCGACGAUUAUUGGUACUUGUCUACUGUGGAAUAUGAACCAUGAGACCCACAAGGUGGGUGUGUUGUUUGGUUACUAUAUUUGUGGGGCUUAUGUCUGCUCUUUGGUUCUAGCAUUGCAGAUGCCUGCUACUAAUCUGGGAGGCUAUACGAAACGCAGUACGGGUGUUGCCUUGGUCUUUCUAGCUUACUGUGCUGGAAAUAUCAUUGGCCCCCAUGCUUUCUUGGCGAAAGAAGCACCUAUAUAUCAGACUGGCUGUAAAGUGAUCGUUUCAUGUGCAGCUGCUCAGGCUGUACUUGCGCUUUGUCUUCGAAUGCUUCUUAUUUCCAGAAACAAGAUGCGAGAUGCGACUGCCAGUAAUGAAGGUGUAGAGGGAAUCUCACAAGCAGACGAGCUGGCUGACUUGACUGAUUUCGAGAAUCCAAACUUCCGCUAUGUGUUUUGA
This is a messenger RNA of Penicillium longicatenatum, 1533 nucleotides long. RefSeq names its product putative MFS transporter. NCBI's taxonomy places the organism in Eukaryota, Fungi, Ascomycota, Eurotiomycetes, Eurotiales, Aspergillaceae. Gene Ontology annotation, molecular function: transmembrane transporter activity. Gene Ontology annotation, biological process: transmembrane transport. The record is from RefSeq and is a predicted model, not a curated record. Gene Ontology annotation, cellular component: membrane. Bases 1 to 1533 code for a protein of 510 amino acids. The transcript has 2 exons.